AUGGAAGAUGCAGCUACUGCACCAGCAGACAAAGACUUGCCAUUUACUCCACUAGACCAGAGGCUGCAAGCUGGAGGAGCCCCGUCUGGUGCUCGGUUCGAGAGACACGUCAAACCUUCGUCGUGGAGAGCACACUCUCUUCGUCGACCGUACUUGCUCUCCCUUCUCAUACUCUCAUUGGCUCUAUUGGGGGGCAUUGAGGUGCUGCGACAGCUCAGCCAUCGGCGUCAUGGCUUCCAACGCCUUGGUGGUCUGAACCCAACCAGGCUGACAACAGGCCAGAACAUACUGUAUUCCUACAUACCCACUGUCACCGCUGUCCUCUACUCCAUACUAUGGUCGUACAUCGACUCGGACACCAAGCGGCUCGAGCCUUAUAUCCAGAUGCGCUCAAGUCGAUCCCCGGCGAGCAAUCUCCUAUUGGACUAUGUUUUUGAAUCAGCUUUUGCAACACCAGUCCGAGCUUUGCGCCGUCGCCAUUGGACUCUGGCGGCCGUGUCAACCACGUUCCUUCUUAUUUCCCUCAUUCUCCCUGCUUCUCAAGGAGCUCUCUUCGGAAUCGAUCAUGUCUCAUACUGGACCGACAAUGCUACAUUCGACCUCAGUCACAAAUACCUGGUGUCCGGAACACUAGCAGGUGGAGAAUUCGUUGACCAAGCCAAAGCAAUCAGUGUAUCCGAUGGCUCGGAGCUGCCGUCUUGGACAACAGCGGAGUACGCAGCAACUGCGUUCUCGCCGAAGACUGGAAGCAUUGGCGGAAAUGAGACUUGGACAACCCGAUCUGUUGUAUAUUAUGCACAGCCGAGCUGCCGUAGGUUUGAGCUGGAGAACGAAAUGCUUUUCGAUGGGGGAGCGUCGGGCCUUAUCUUAGGUGCAGAGCUUGUGUUUGUGAACGAUCUGCUGCUGGUAGCAAACUUGUCCAUCGCAGAUGCCCCAUCGUGCUACCUUACGGUUGGUAUCAUGAUCCGAAUGUUCGAACCGCUGAGCCAAGACGAUUACCUUUUCCCAAUCUUCACCCACGAACUCCAUGCAGCAGUGGCUACUUCCGGAAUUACUGCUGUCUCAGUCCAACGACCACAGCCAGGGGAUCCUCAAUACAACAUCAUUGCGAAUCUCUCAACCCCCGUCGUUUGGAGAGAACCUGCAGACUCAUGCCCCGAUCUAGAUCGCUUAGCAGGCAUAGUUGCGCUGGACUUCAGCAAAUUCAAUGUUUCAUGGGCCCUUCCAUGGACCAACAACACCUCAAAUAUUGGCUCAAGCGUCGCAUUGUAUGAUUUCACAGGACAGAGCGGCUGGGCUACUGCAGACGUCACCGUGGAUGCCAACGCUCAAGCUGUGGUCAGUAUCGAUCAGCUUGAAAGCCAGACCCUAUUUUCCAAUGACGAAUUCAACAUGUCGGUCUUUGAAUCCUAUCUGGAACAUGGUCGAAUCCAGCCCAGAGACAUCCUGAAGGCCAACGCUUCGAAUCCAGGCUUGUGGGCAAUUGGAUACAACCCAAGUCUCGGCGACGUCGUGGUCAGUAAUCUGACCUCGCAAGUCAUCCAACAAUCGUCUUACCCCUCACUCCUCUCCGGUGACAGCGUCGGUGAUGCAUUCGAGGCAGGGUACCGGUUGAUUUUCGCCCUCAUGUUCAAUGAAUUCCUACAGCUCCCGGCGGCCCCUGAAACCGUGGCUGGCUCAGUGCAUAUCGACACAUUUGCCGUGGUUGUUGUCCCAGCCUUUGCCAUCAUGUCGGAGGCCUUACUUGCGCUUGCAGCAGUGAUGCUGAUAGCAUUAGCCAUCGGCUACCACCGAAGAACCAGCAUCUUGCGCAGCGAUCCCGACUCAAUCGCCGCACAAUGCAGCAUCAUUGUCGACGAAUUCAACGACGUUGGGAUCAUGCGUUCCACAUCACGAAAUCUUGAGCUGCUGUCGACGAGGCGGUUGGAGGAAGAACUCAGACACUCACAUCUCGAGUACAACGAAGGAUCAGGUUAUCUUAGGCUGGUGACUCCCGAGCAAGAGCUGGCUCCCAUGGCGGGCCCCUCGACCCCGAGCACGACUGAAACAGUGACUCGUGGUGACCCUCUGCCCUUCUUCAUGAGCAAGCGAGGCGUGAUUUUGGCCGUGACAGCUCUUGUCGCCAUCCUGGCCGCCCUAAUCUUUUUGGCAGCCUGGUCACAUCUUCACCACGGAUUCGACUAUCUGACGAACUCUCUGUCCUUUCGCUCCCAGCUGUUCUGGUCCUUCAUGCCAACCUUGAUUGCAACUUUCAUUGAAGCGAGCUGGGGGUCCCUACACCGGGAUUUGAGUGUCCUGGAGACUUGGGCUGCCAUCCGGAAGCGCCAGACACGCGCUCAAGAGAGCUUGUCUCUGCGAUACUCGUCGAGACCGCCAUCGCUGGUGUUUUGGAUGGCCUCCAAGCGCCGACACUUCCUGUUGGCAUUCGUCUCAUUCCUCUGCCUAACGACCGGCAUCCUCAACAUUGCCAUGGCUGGCUUGUUCCUGCCCGAUAUCGAAGACUUUACCUCAUCGGUCGACACCGUAUCGCAAUACACUUCCACAGCGCUGCCUGGGUACUGGGUUGAUCAGAACGACGUGAACCAGGCGUUCAGUGUCUUGCGGGCUCAGCUUAGCGACGGCGGGAACUUGCCGAGUUGGACCUCCCACAACCUCUCAUUUGUUCCGGUCGUGUCGAAUGCGUCGGCCCCUGUGUCUUUCGUAGCGAACUUGACCAGUAAGGUUUUCGGAUCAACGACGUCUGCCAUCGGAAGUUCUCUUGACUGUGUGGAUCUCCCCAACCAAGCCACCUUGAAUGGUUCUGGACCCGGUAUCUUUACGGACAGUACCGGCGGGCAGAGCGUGCGCUUCAGACCCGAGACUGCUGGUGUAGGUGUCAACCAGACGUGUACGGCGACGUACGACUUCAACAGCUCGCUACAGUCCAUCUUCUUCCAGGCGAUGGAGCUUCUGGAUCUCACCAACGGUUCCACGUCGAAUCUCGAUCUUGACGGCUGUGGUGGGAUACUCCUACUUGUUUCGGGUGAAGCGUCGACGCAGACCAUCUCGAUGUAUGUCUGCUCGUCUUCUAUUUCCACUUCGGACUGGCGAGUCCAGUACGAUGCGGACCAAACAAUCAUCUCCCAGCAAGCGAUUGAUACAGCGUCGUCACACGGCACCGCGGUCUUUCGUGACGCACCUGACCUGCUCUCGUUUUACCGGUCCAAAUUCAUGCUGGCCGCAUCGUUUUCGCUGCUUGGCCCUGGCCCAACGACCGAGUAUGACUGGCCAGGGCUGCUGAUGACCCGAGUGCGCAACAGCUCGACCAUCCGGUCCAUUCCCCAGCUUGCAGCAGAUGUCUGGACACGCGUCUUCGCUAUAUGGUUUUCGCUCUUCCGUGAUAACCUCCUGGUCCUCCGGAACGAGGGCGACGCCAGUUUUUCCGCUCCGACAGGCACAGUGACAUUGCGCCAGUCGCGGAUUAUGCCGUCGAUCCCGGCCUUCGUGGUGUCGAUCCUGCUCAUCUUUCUCUAUCUCGUCGGCUUCAUCGUUGUCAUCUGGCGGAGGCGGCAUCGUUAUGCGGGACCCAGGAUGCCGAACACCAUCGGAAGCAUCAUCCCCUGGGUCAUCCACAGCACCAUGUUGGACGAUUUCGCCGGGGUACACUAUGUCAGUAGUCGGGAUCGCGACGCUGCACUGCAACGCAUGGGCCGUCGCUAUGGGUUUGGGAGGUUCCGAGGCCGUCAUGGGAGAGUCACCUUGGGGAUUGAGUAUGAGGAGUUGUUGAUGGCCAGCGGAGCGUAUGGGGACUUUUAA
Messenger RNA from Capronia epimyces CBS 606.96, 3795 nucleotides. RefSeq lists its product as uncharacterized. NCBI's taxonomy places the organism in Eukaryota, Fungi, Ascomycota, Eurotiomycetes, Chaetothyriales, Herpotrichiellaceae. The transcript has a single exon. Bases 1 to 3795 code for a protein of 1264 amino acids. The record is from RefSeq and is a predicted model, not a curated record.